AUGUCCUCAUCCUCGCGUAAGAUCUCCUCGGAGUCCUUCAGCAGCUCAGUGGGCUCUGACUGCGGACUCGAGAGCCCCGGGGGAGAUGGGGGUCUGGAGCCCACGGAGGAGCUUCGAGGGUGCCCCUUUGCCUCCUUCCCCUCUGCCCAGAGAGCGAUGCUGUGGAACGGCCGCAGCCCCGUGGAGAGGUCCGUGUGUCCUGAGGAGCAGGCGGCGAGUGUGCCACACAAGAGACCGACCAGGAGGAGACGUGUCAACCUGGACUCGCUGGGGGAGAGCUUGAGACGGAUCACCUCACCCACGACACAGACUGUUCAGGAAGCUCUGCAGCGGACUCUUCACUUCUACAGGCAGCAGGAAAUCAGGUGUCAGGGGGCCGAGGAAAAAAGAAAAGAAAAAGAGGACAAGUGCCCGUUUCUAGAAAAUUCUGGUUCAGAGGAAGAUGUUCUCCAAAUCCUGCAGUACAUGGCCACCAUAAUGGGAGUGCCAUUCUGUGAGCUUCGGGAGCAUUUUGGAGAGGAGUUUUUUGGCCUAUGUUUUGAAGAAAAUGAGCGGGUGCUCCGUGCUUUGGGAGGAAACCUUCAAGACUUUUUCAAUGGUUUUGAUGCCAUUUUGGAACACAUUCGCACCUCCACAGGGCGCCGAGCCUCAUCUGAAAGCCCGUCCUUCCAGUGCAAGGACCCGCAUGAGGAGGAGAAAGGACAGAAAAAGCUGCUGAAGAUGUCAGAUGAAGAACGAGGGAGUAGAGCCAAAGUGCUUCUGCUUCAUUGUUUGAACCCGGCACCGGUGGUGGGCUUGGUGAUGCCAGGGCUCAUCAAAGCUGUGGCCAGACGCCUCUAUCGUUCUGAGGUGGAGGUGGAGGAGGUUCCUCCUCUGACGCCUCUUCCCUCAGAGGACUUGGAGCAGACAGAUGGAGACUCCAGGAGCCCCACUCCCACUGCUUCCCCCACAGUAUCACCCUCCUCGUCCCCUUCCCCACCCUCAGCCUUUCCCACCUCCAGUCCCACAGUCUGCCUGUCCUUCCAGAUCCAGGAGACACGCUCUUUGUCCCUCACCCCUGUACCGAUCACAGCCUGUGGGAGCUCCAAAAGACCACCUCUGUCUCUGUCCACUAACCCCAGCGACCUGCGUAUUGGCCUGGCCACGUUCUGCCGGGCCUUUCCGUUCCACCUGGUUCUGGGACCUGGCAUGGAGCUACUGCAGCUUGGAGAAGGACUUAGAAAACAGGCUCGCAUCGAGUCUUACAGAGUCCUUGCUUUCAGGGACUGUUUUGAGAUUGUUUCGCCCAAAAUAGAGCCUUCUUUCAAGGGAAUACUCCUAAGGCUAUCGUCCCCGUUUACCAUCCGCACCAGGCCUGACAGCACACAGACUGGAACUAAAGAGAAGGUGAUGGAGUUAAAAGGGCAGAUGAUCCACGUUCCGGAGUCGUGCUCGCUCAUGUUCCUGGGGUCUCCUCGUGUGGAUAAGCUGGAGGAGCUGAUGGGCCGUGGUCUGCAUCUGUCAGACAUCCCCAUCCACGACGCCACCAGAGAUGUGAUCCUGGUGGGGGAGCAGGCCAAAGCACAGGACGGCCUGAAGAAGAGGAUGGACAAGCUGAAGGCCACACUGGAGCGUACACACCAAGCUCUGGAGGAGGAGAAGAGGAGGACCGUGGAUCUGCUCUACUCCAUAUUUCCUGGUGACGUGGCGCAGAAGCUGUGGCAGGGUCAUCACGUACCUGCGCGCAAGUUCGAUGAUGUCACCAUGCUGUUCUCCGACAUCGUGGGCUUCACGGCCGUGUGCGCCCAGUGCACGCCUAUGCAGGUCAUCUCUAUGCUGAACGAGCUCUACACGCGCUUCGACUACCAGUGCGGAAUCCUGGACGUCUACAAGAUCGAGACCAUAGGAGACGCCUACUGCGUGGCCGGGGGGCUUCAUAAGAAGGUGGACAGUCAUGCCAAGCCCAUCGCUCAAAUGGCUCUGAAGAUGAUGGAGCUCUCAGAGGAAGUACUCACACCAGAUGGAAGGCCUAUCAAGCUGAGAAUCGGCAUCCACACAGGCUCAGUGCUGGCCGGAGUCGUCGGGGUCAAGAUGCCACGCUACUGUCUCUUUGGGAACAAUGUGACUUUGGCGAGCAAAUUUGAGUCUGGGAGCCAGCCGAGGUGCAUCAACGUUAGCCCUACAACAUACCAGUUGCUUAAAGAUGACCGCUCUUUUUCUUUUACUCCCCGUUCACAACUGGAGCUCCCAGACAAUUUCCCCAAGGAGAUUCCAGGGACGUGCUACUUCCUGGAGGCGGGGACAUCACACAGCCACGCCUCCUUAACCAGCUCGCGCUCCGCUCCCCCUACAGCCAUGAGGAAAGUCUCGUACAGCAUCGGGACCAUGUUUCUAAGAGAGACUAGUUUGUAA
Knipowitschia caucasica is the source of this 2391-nucleotide messenger RNA. The record is from the annotation of a GenBank genome assembly. NCBI's taxonomy places the organism in Eukaryota, Metazoa, Chordata, Actinopteri, Gobiiformes, Gobiidae.